Molecule: messenger RNA, 2566 nt
Organism: Neltuma alba
Lineage: Eukaryota; Viridiplantae; Streptophyta; Magnoliopsida; Fabales; Fabaceae
Product: G-type lectin S-receptor-like serine/threonine-protein kinase LECRK1
Exons: 1
Coding region: 1-2364 (787 amino acids)
Biological process (GO): protein phosphorylation
Molecular function (GO): ATP binding; protein serine/threonine kinase activity
Source: RefSeq, a predicted model, not a curated record
AUGGCGGCUUCCGUAACUCUGUUCUUGCUCUUCGCAGUGCUUUCUGCAAACCAAGUUAUAGCUGAAACCAAUGAUACCACCGUCAUCCGUUUGGGUUCUUGGCUCUCCCCAAAAUCAAAUUCCACUUCAUGGGCGUCACCUUCUGGUCAUUUCGCCUUCGGCUUUUAUCCGCAAGGUAAAGGCUUUGUUGUUGGAAUAUGGCUGAGCCAUGAACCUGAGAAUAUCACUGUAUGGACGGCUUAUCGCAACAGGCCACCAUUAUCAUCAGAUUCUGUGAUCGAGUUAACUAAAGACGGCCUAGUUCUGCUUAAAGACACAGGGAUAAAAGGAUCCAUUACUAAUGCGUCAUUUGCAGGGCGUGCACAUUCAGCGUCUAUGCUUGAUUCGGGCAAUUUCGUGAUUUAUCAUAAGAAUCGAAGUGUUAUCUGGCAAAGCUUCGAUCUCCCCACUGACACCAUAUUAGGAGGUCAAACUUUAUCUCCUCAACAAAAUCUGGUCUCUUCUUUGUCCAAAUCCGACCACUCGAGUGGAAACUUCAUUCUCAUCGUGCAGGAUGAUGGGAAUCCUGUGGCCCACCCUGUGAACAAUCGAAGGAGAGAUGAUGCUUACUAUGCCCCCAUGGCUUCUGUGUAUGUCUCGCUUACUCUUAAUCUUACAGGCUUUCUUUGCUUGGUUGAUGGAAGAAAUACUACUUUAAGGGUUCUGGGGCAUAGUAACAUUACUGGGUAUAACACAAGCCUAGUCUACCGUGCAACACUUGAUGUGGAUGGGAUAUUUAGAUUGUAUGUGCACAGACUUGAGAGGAAUGCCAAAUCAACUGUCUAUAUUGUGGCGCGUAAUCUUCUUGAUCAAUGUGAUUUCAAAAGUUUUUGUGGCUUCAACAGUUAUUGUUCCUCCAUCUCUGGCAAAGGUGUUUGUCAUUGUUAUCCUGGAUUCACACCCAUCAAUAAUGUGAAUGAAAGCAUGUUUUUGGACUGUGAACCAACCAGCAAAUAUGACUGUAAAACUAGUAAAGAUACAAAGAUGGUAUACAAUGUUAGUAAUCCAUUCAAACAUAUGGAAUGGGGUCUUAUUCCUUAUUUGGCCAUGUCCAUGGAAAUAGAAGCUUGUGGGAAGUCUUGCAAUGAAGACUGUGAUUGUGGGGCAGCGUUAUAUGAUGAAGGAAUCUGCAAAAUGUUUAGCCUUCCGCUUAGAUUUGGCAGAAUUAAUCAUAAUGUAUCAACGACAGCCUUCUUCAAGUUGCCUUCAACGAAUAAGAUUCCUCUACUAAAUGUAAAGAAGCCAGAGGUUCUUGUUGAUGACAAGAAAAAUCUGAUUUUUACUCUGGUUAUCAUUCUAGGUACGAUUUUAUUCUUCUGUUUGGUCUUUGCAAUAUCUAGUUUCUUCAUUUAUAUCCGUAAAGUCUAUUCAUACGCAAAGCUCUCCACUAGUAGCGAAAAUUUGGGUUUCGUUGAGGAUUGUGGUUUGCGACCUUUUGCCUUUGAUGAAUUGGCAAACGCAACGGGAAAUUUCACAGAAGAGAUUGGUAGGGGAUCUUUUGGGAUGGUUUACAAAGGUACAAUUGGAGAAAGCAACAGAAGGAUUGCAGUGAAGAAACUAGACAUUGUCAUUGAUGGAGGAGAAAGAGAAUUUCAAGCUGAAAUCACUGCAAUUGCUAGAACUCAUCACAGAAAUCUGGUUCAACUCAUUGGUUAUUGUAUCGAUGGUUCAAGAAAGCUUCUUGUUUAUGAAUACAUGAGCAAUAGAUCUCUGGCAGAUUUUCUGUUCAAGGCUGAGAUGCAUUUAUCUUGGAAACAAAGAGUCAAAAUUGCAUUGGAUAUAGCAAGAGGAAUCCUAUAUCUGCAUGAAGAAUGUGAAGUUUGUAUUGUCCAUUGCAAUAUCAAGCCUCAAAACAUCCUCUUGGAUGAAAUGUGGACAGCAAAAAUAUCUGAUUUUGGACUUGCAAGGCUAUCAUCAAUACCAGAACAUUCAAGAAUCAGAAGUAUCAAUGAAUUAACAAGUGGCUAUGUGGCACCUGAACGGCAAAAAGAUGCAUCGACAUCUAUAAAAGUUGACAUUUACAGCUAUGGCGUGGUGCUGUUAGAGAUCAUAUGUUGCAGAAGGAAUAUAGAUGUGAAUGUUCCUUCGGAAGAGGAAAUUAUGCUUUCAAGUUGGGUGUAUAAUUGCUUUGUGAGAGGGGAAUUGAAGAAACUUGUAUUAGUGGAUGAAGAUGUGGAAUGGAUGACAUUAGAAAGAAUGGUGAGGGUGGCGUUAUGGUGUGUCCAAGAGGACUUGUCUCUACGUCCUUCCAUGAAGAAUGUGAUACUGAUGUUGGAAGGGUUGAAACAUAUUCCGAUUCCUCCAUCUCCAAUCCCACUUGCUUGAUAAUCUUCAAAAAUAUGGAGAAGCUUGCUUAAUAAUUUGAGUGAUAUAUGUGUGGCUCGAAUUAUUCAUUAAUCGAGUUGGAAUCAAUUUAUGUAAAAGAUUUAAGUUGCUCAUUGCAAAUAAGAUGUGUCACUCCAUAAUUUGAUAGAUACGUAAUUUCAUUAUGUCUAAGCUUGUGAUUGAUAAUUGUAUUUGAUCUGAC